This is a messenger RNA of Saccostrea cuccullata (small rock oyster), 991 nucleotides long. RefSeq names its product protein-L-isoaspartate(D-aspartate) O-methyltransferase-like. Lineage: Eukaryota; Metazoa; Mollusca; Bivalvia; Ostreida; Ostreidae. Gene Ontology annotation, cellular component: cytoplasm. Gene Ontology annotation, molecular function: protein-L-isoaspartate (D-aspartate) O-methyltransferase activity. Gene Ontology annotation, biological process: protein modification process. The coding region runs from base 179 to 934 and encodes 251 amino acids. The record is from RefSeq and is a predicted model, not a curated record. The transcript is spliced from 6 exons.
GAUCCGCCCAAUUUCUAGAUCCUUCGGUGCACAUUUGGCUUUAUCCCAACGUCUGUUUAGUCCAUCGAAACUACGUUGUUUGUUAAAUUUUUUUGGCUUGGAGUGAUUGCUGAUACAAGACGGGAGAUCCUCCGAAAUGGAUGUGUGACUUCCAUCCACUUGUGUACUGUUGCAUGGUAUGGCUGUCAAAAGGGUACUGAAAAGAACUCUUUUACUUACAGGACUGGUGACCGUGUUCAGAACUAUGGCGUGGCGCUCCAGCGGCAAAACUAAUGUGGACCUUAUUGACAAUCUUGCAAAGAAUGAUAUUUUAAAGACUCCACGUGUCAUAGAUGUUAUGAAGAAAGUCGACAGAGGCCAUUUUGCCAAGUUCAAUCCCUAUAAUGAUUCUCCUCAGACCAUUGGAUACCAUGUGACCAUCAGCGCCCCACACAUGCAUGCCCACGCCUUAGAACUUCUAUCAGAUCACCUGGCAGAAGGAAAGAGAGCACUGGAUGUGGGAUCAGGGAGUGGUUACCUCACCGCCUGCAUGGCCUUACUGGUGGGACCCACUGGAAGGGCUGUAGGCAUUGAUCAUAUUCCAGAAUUGGUGUCAGAAUCCAUUGUGAAUAUCAAAAAAGAUCCCAAAUUAAUCCCACUGCUAGAGUCUGGACAGAUGAAACUUGUUGCUGGGGAUGGGAGACAGGGGUAUGCGGAGGACGCCCCUUAUGAUGCCAUACAUGUAGGGGCAGCUGCGGCAACUCUACCCCAGGCUCUGAUUGAUCAGCUGGCCCCAGGAGGGAGGCUAGUCAUUCCUGUGGGGCCCGAAGGGGAGAGUCAGAUGUUACAACAGUAUGAUAAAGGAAUGGAUGGCACAGUCACCAGGAGGAACCUGAUGGGGGUCAUUUACGUGCCACUCACUAGCAAGGACAAGCAAGUUUCCAGGUGGAAAUGAAUCAUCUUUUUUGCAUGAUGGAAUCCUUUCUUUUUAGGUGCUUAUGAAACUUGCAAU